GGAUUCCCACGCCUCCUAUCUUCCCUCUUGCCAUCACUGCCGCUGCCGCUGUAGGCGUCGUAUUGCCUCUUACUGUCUCUGUGCCCUCGUUUCACCUUCCAUGUCAAGCGGUACUUGAGCAUAUGUGCGGUUUCUGCUAUCAUAGGCCAGCAAAAGCGCGCUGCCUUCAUCACUGGGAAUGGACGGAAUGGUAUGUCGCCCAAUGCCCAUUCUGUUUCUGUCGGUCGCCACUUUCUCAGUUUGGGCGCAUAUAUGGAGGGAUAUGAAGCAAGUAGCACACGAAACACUGCUGGUGCGUCCUAGUACAGACGUGUUCCAUUCCAAAUGUCCCUCCCUUGGACUUGCCGCCGUCGCUACACGACUCAAACACGACUUUGGUACCCGCUCCUUGCGCCCGGCGGCUCCCUGCCUUAGCUUCAAUGCUCCAGGACGCACACAGUUGCGCUCAUCACGAGCUGCAUAAACCCUUUCCUACUCGCAUUCUAAGCAUGGUAUGCCUCUGUUCAGUCUCUUUUUC
Messenger RNA from Desarmillaria tabescens, 517 nucleotides. RefSeq lists its product as uncharacterized. The transcript has 4 exons. The record is from RefSeq and is a predicted model, not a curated record. The coding region runs from base 179 to 463 and encodes 94 amino acids. Lineage: Eukaryota; Fungi; Basidiomycota; Agaricomycetes; Agaricales; Physalacriaceae.